AUGUUAUCGAGCACCGAGCCACCUCGGGCCUCGUCCCGUUGCACCUCUGCUGGCAGAGUAACCGCCGCGUUCCUGUUGUCUUUGUUGGCAAUUACUCCUACAGCUACUGCCUCUCGACUUUCCGCUACCAGUCGAGAUGCCGUCGUACCACACCAUGUCUUUCUUCCCCCAGGCAUUGUCAUGCCUCCGAACCCGGAAGCGCCCAAACCAGCCGACCACACAUUCACCCUUCGCCACAUUUAUCACCAUGGCACUGACCGACAUCCGCGACUACAUCGUACCAUGGACGUUUCCCACAAGUCUUUGACGUCUCGUGUAUUCCUCGCCGCCGAAGACGGCCAUGACGAACACGACCUGCCUCACCUCAAAGCGCGGAGCCGUGGUAGCCCCAUACAGCGCCUAGUCGAUCGGCGACCUGCCGUUGUUGAUCCCAUGGUUGCACACGCCCGUCGAGAAGGAUAUGCUGCAGUUCUUGACGCUUCAGCUUGGACAGUUGAUGAUGUUCCUUCGCCAGACAUCACAGACAAGGGCACCGUUCUCAGCUUGGCUUACAUGGCGGCCGAUGCCUAUGUCGAGACUGAAGGCGCCGCGGAUUGGUUAGAUGUUGGUGACCCCUUCAACCGCAGUGCGGAUUUUGGCUGGCAAAGUGACGGCUUGCGCGGACACAUCUGGGCUGACGACGAUAACUCCACCAUUGUCAUUGGUCUCAAGGGAACGUCCCCCGCCGUGUUCGACGGUGACGGUACAACAACCAAUGACAAAAUUAACGAUAACUUGUUCUUCAGUUGUUGCUGCGCACAGCAGGGGCAGUGGACUUGGCAUCAGGUUUGCGAUUGUGCGUCGAGCACGUACUCUUGCAACAACACUUGUGUCGCCCAAGCCUUGCAUGAGGAGAGCCGGUACUAUGCCGCUGCCCGUGAACUCUACUCCAAUGUGACUGAACGCUACCCUGACUCUACAAUCUGGAUAGCUGGUCACUCACUGGGCGGAGCCGUCAGUUCGCUGCUAGGUCUUACCUACGGCUUACCCGUCGUCACGUUUGAAGCCGUUCCGGAAGCCCUUGCCGCCACUCGUCUUGGCUUGCCCAUUCCGCCAGGCUCUGACCCGAAAGCCCCUCAAACAAGGCAAAACACUGGCGCUUACCACUUUGGACAUACGGCUGAUCCCAUCUACAUUGGCACCUGCAACGGGGCCACCGCAUCGUGUUCCUUUGCCGGGUAUGCUCUGGAGACAGCAUGCCAUACAGGCAGCGAAUGCGUCUAUGACGUUGUCGCCGACAAAGGCUGGCGUGUGGGAAUUGGAACCCACAAGAUUCGAGCUGUCAUCUCCGAUGUCAUUUUGAAAUAUGAUGAUGUCCCUGAAUGCUCCUUGACUCCCGAGUGUCGAGACUGUGCUCAGUGGAAAAUGUACGAGAGUAACGGUACAGAGACGACAACCACAGCUACUUCGACGACAACUACGCGUACACGGACACGAACAUCAACCUGCAAGACCCCAGGAUGGUGGGGUUGUCUCGAUAAAACGACUUCGGGUGUCACUCCCACCACCACGUCAAGCUCGUCCUCAACGUCAACCUGCAAGACGCCAGGUUGGUUUGGAUGCAAGGACAAAACUACCACUACCAACACAAUCACUUCGACGUCAGCCAUGACUACUACUACUACUACUACUACUACUACUACUACAUCUGCCACACCAACAACCACCUGCGAAACACCGGACUAG
This is a messenger RNA of Pochonia chlamydosporia 170, 1725 nucleotides long. Its product is annotated as autophagy related lipase Atg15. Gene Ontology annotation, molecular function: glycerophospholipase activity. The record is from RefSeq and is a predicted model, not a curated record. Gene Ontology annotation, biological process: multivesicular body membrane disassembly; neutral lipid catabolic process; macroautophagy. NCBI's taxonomy places the organism in Eukaryota, Fungi, Ascomycota, Sordariomycetes, Hypocreales, Clavicipitaceae. The coding region runs from base 1 to 1725 and encodes 574 amino acids. The transcript is spliced from 2 exons.